UAAGCGAAAACUAGAUACAAAGAGCACAUGUGGUUUAUUUUUUCCGUGUUCAAUUUAUCAUUUAGACAUCCGGCUUAUAUGUUGUAUGAGAGAACAGAUUUAGUUUGUUGUUAUUACGCUAUCUAGAAUUGUUUGAAUUCUACAUUACAGUAUAAAUUAAGUUCGUUGAAUGUUUGGAGUUCCUCAGUGAAGCGAUUUAGAUUAUUAAUCGCCGAGAGGGUAGAUUAUUGAUAUAUCAUAUAUAUCUUAUAUAUUUAAUUUUAGUUAUUGUUAUAGAAAUAAAAAUGGAAGAAGUUAAUCCAAAAGCAUAUCCUUUAGCGGAUGCAACUCUAACCGCAAAAAUUUUAAAUCUCGUAAAACAAGCUGUAGAUUAUCAGCAAUUACGGAAGGGUGCGAAUGAAGCAGCGAAAACUUUAAAUCGUGGCCUUUCAGAAUUUAUCGUAAUGGCUGCGGAUGCUACACCAUUAGAAAUUCUCUUGCAUUUACCGUUGUUAUGCGAAGAUAAAAAUGUACCUUAUGUUUUCGUCCGUAGUAAACAAGCUUUAGGUCGUGCUUGUGGAGUAUCUAGGCCAGUUGUAGCCUGUUCCGUUACAGUUAAUGAAGGAUCACAGUUGAAACCACAAAUACAAGCUAUACAACAACAGAUAGAACGUCUAUUAGUUUAAGUUAUAUCUCUUCAUUGUACAAUGAUAUUCGAUUCAAGCGUCGAGUUUUUGACUUUUGUAUAGAUAGAUAUUUUUGUCACAUAUCCGGUAUAACAAUAAUUAUUAAUUAUAUUGAAAUUUUCAAUAAACAAUAACAAAAUUAUUUUCUUUAUAUCUUCAAAACUAGUAUAUAUUUUUAUAUGAUAUACAUAUUUUUUUUUUGUAUGUACAAAAUUAGACAUUAAUGGUCAUGGAAAUGAUUCGUUUAACAUUUCAAAUUAUAUAUAUGUUUAUAUAGCACAAGGUCCAAGAUGAAAAUUUUUAAGUAUUGGAAUUUAAUAUUAAAAUUAUUUUGACUUUCUCGCGUGUUACCUUCUUUUCAAAGUUUCAACGAAUGUACUAUUGUUUAAAUAUUAAUUUAUUGUACUACGUAUACAUUAAAGAUUGCUUAAAUAAUUAGAAAAUUAUGAAAAUUGUAACUUAUUGGAAUAUGGCUAUAUAGAUUGAAUGAUUUUUGAUUAUCCCACCGGAAUGCAACAAAAAAGUUACGUGUUAACUAUUAGAAUCAAUCAAAACUGACAAAUCUAGAUGGUUGUCAUUUUUCUAAAUGUUUCUUAUAUCAAUUUUACGUUUUUAGAAUAUAAAUGGAAUUUUUCUAAAUUUUAACAAUAUCUCGGAAACUAAGAUCCAUUGGCAUAAAUGGCUAAAUAUGUGUUUCUUUAUUUUUUCCAUAGAAUCAUCCGCUGAAACUCAUUAAAAUGUCUAAUGAGUUACCGUGUGAACAUUGCAAAAUGCAUUUUAUUGUAUUUGCAAUAAAUCAGAAAAUCUGAGCUUCGGUUUAUUUACAUAAAUGAAGAAGCAAUCAUCUAUUUCACGGAAACACAUACUAUAAUGAAAAUAAAUAGUACAAGCUACUUCUCUUUUACCGCAAAAUUGGAAGGGCGCUAUUAUACGAAACUUUCUUUUCCAUAAAAAAUGUCGGAAGCAGCGUUUACAUCAAUAUCAAGUCCAGGCAUAAUUUUUGAUGAACAAGGUCUCAUUUUAAAGAAGAGGAUUUCAGGUAAGAAUCAGGACUUUUCGAAUUUUUAAGAAAACUUUAUUUUUAUGUAUAAACUAUUCUCGAAAGAAUAUCAUUUUUCGACGUUUUU
Messenger RNA from Vespa mandarinia (Asian giant hornet), 1792 nucleotides. RefSeq names its product NHP2-like protein 1. The record is from RefSeq and is a predicted model, not a curated record. Lineage: Eukaryota; Metazoa; Arthropoda; Insecta; Hymenoptera; Vespidae. Gene Ontology annotation, cellular component: nucleolus; ribonucleoprotein complex. Gene Ontology annotation, molecular function: RNA binding. Gene Ontology annotation, biological process: ribosome biogenesis.